AACCUGAAGAAUGGUGUAUUUAUAACAGCAAUAGACCUGUUUGUCUCAAUCACCGUCCGCCAUCAGCUUCUAGUACUGUACCUGUUACCCUACAUUGUUCGAUUUUUGGCACAUUUGAAGAUCUCUGUGAGGAAGAUCCAAAACGCGAGGACAACCUUUUCACCUAUAAUUUUUGUCGUGAAAUGGCUAGAUUUUAUACCAAUGAAGCAGAGCGUCAAAAUAAUGCAAAUAGUUUAUUGUCGAAAUAUCUUGAUUGCAAAGUAGAACCAGUUAUGCUUGAGAGAAAUCGAAGUACUGAUGGCACGGUCUCUACUAACGAUUUAUAUCGUAAAAUCAACAUUGAAUACAAAAAAGAGACAUGUUCGACCAAUUCCUGUGCUCAUCUCGAAAACUGUGGAUACUAUUUGUCAUUUUGCAAGAGCCAGAAAAACGUUAAUACUAAUAUGCCAUGUUUCUUGAUUAAUAUUGCAGGGCUCACCUUCACUGUAUACAGUGCUGUGCUUUCAGAUACUGCCAUAGUGGAUCCUCUUACCCCGAUCUACUACCUUUUUUGGCUCAAGAAUAAUGAAAAGAUGAUGUUGUCACUUUCCAGAGCAUUUCGUGCUUUGAGGUUAUCUCUUCAAGAACUAGACAA
Funneliformis geosporum is the source of this 634-nucleotide messenger RNA. Lineage: Eukaryota; Fungi; Glomeromycota; Glomeromycetes; Glomerales; Glomeraceae. The record is from the annotation of a GenBank genome assembly.